UGCCAAACGUUUUGAUUGUGUUACUUUUGAAACUCAACUGAAAACAUUAGUUUGGCCGUUCAUUUAUGAACAAAAACAUUCUCCAGUCAAGCGUUACAAAAGUUUCUUUUAAAAAAUUAUACCACAAUUUGAAACCGUAAGUGAUAUACGCUUAAUAUAUGUGUAGUGCUCAUUUAUGAACACACAUAUUUUCCCGUCAUGUGUUAACAAAACUUCUAUUAAAAAUAUACCAGAAUUUGAAACCAUGAAUCGAGUAUUUUUACAAUUUCUCAAAGCUGUCAUAUUUAUAAUCCUAGCUUUCAUGGUGAUUCACGGCACGUAUUUAAAAGAUGUUCAGAAGUCAAAUAUAGCUGUACGGUCAGUCCAGGAAUCAAACUGCCCGUGUGAAAAAUCCGCCACAGUCGCCCACAACUCAGUAGUGAACUAUAGUCUAAAUGUGAAUAAAACUAACAAAGUUCAGAUAGAAAAAGUAUCCAACAAGCUGACGACUACGAGUGAACGAAACCAAAGACCGCCGCUUCCUCCAUAUACAACUUUUACCAACUUUCUAGUCAAAGAAAAUUUUUUAACUCAUUCUGAAAAUGAAAUACGCUCCGGGUUUGGUCUCGCGCCCAUAAAAACAGAAACCGGUCACGAUAUUUGGACAGAAAAUGGCGUCCAGUAUCGGAAAUUCCCAUUUCUAGAACCAGCCAACAACACAUUAUUUAAAUCGGAAUUUGAAGCCUAUAUUCCAUUUAAUGCAAGCUUUUUCUUCGAGGGAAAUAAGCAGAAACUAAAGCAGAAUAUCCCGAAAAAGAAGAUCAUUCUCUGGUGGCAAACAAAAAGAAAACAGCCUCUGCUGUCUGGGUUACAUAAAAUGAGAGGCUGUCCAGAUUUGCCGUGUGUUAUAACAACAGACAGGAAUUAUACAGAGGACAGCAGUGUUAUGAUAGUAAAUGUCCAGUUCGUGGACAAAGAGAAGCCCCCAAAACGACGACCUGAUCAAGUCCUGGUGUUUUAUCAAGUCGAGUCCUCCAACAUCCACACCUUCUGGCACCACGGGGACAUCAUAUCCAAAGACCAGUCCUGGAACUCGGCGUUUAACUGGACCAUGUCCUUCAGGACCGACUCCGAUGUCCCCGUCUCCUACGGGCUAGUCAGAAAACGCCUGACGGAAAUCGUGAAAGAUUACAAAGCUAUUUUAGGCAACAAAACUGGGAUUGUGGCGUGGAUGUCGUCAAACUGUAAGGCAGAUUCUAGAAGAGAUCUGUAUGUUAAGGAGCUUCAGAAGUACGUCGCUGUCGACGUCUUUGGCACGUGCGGUGGGAAAUACUGUCCGCGAUCACGUGACACAAAGUGUCUGGAGGACAUUACAACCAAGUACAAAUUCUACCUCGGGUUCGAGAGUUCUCUGUGUAGAGAUUACGUAACGGAGAAACUGUUCCGGUUCCUCAACACGGACAUGAUUGUUAUCGCCCGAGGAGGGGAGGGCUACGCUCAAGUUUUACCCUCGGAAAUUUAUUUAAACACGAAUAAUUUUAAAUCGCCAAAAGAACUUGCGGAGAGAAUUAUGUAUUUAAACUCACACGACGAAGAGUAUAUCAACAUGUUGAAAGAAAAGGACAAGUAUUUUGUUCUAUUUGAAGACUAUCCUCUGAUAUACAAACAAAGGCUGGAUUACCUGGAGUAUCGGUACGAAGCUGUGUCUAUAUGCCAGCUGUGUCAACGUGUCUGGAACAUUGACAAGUACGCCAAGACAAUUCCCGACAUGAAGGCGUGGUUCAGGGAUAAGAAGUACGAAUGUCAAAAACCGAAGGAUGUUUUCAUUUAAUUUUUUUUUUUAAAAGACACAACUUUGAUUAAAUUAUAAAGCAAUAAACUCAGAAUUUUU
Messenger RNA from Physella acuta, 1870 nucleotides. Its product is annotated as alpha-(1,3)-fucosyltransferase fut-1-like. Gene Ontology annotation, cellular component: membrane. Gene Ontology annotation, molecular function: fucosyltransferase activity. The record is from RefSeq and is a predicted model, not a curated record. Lineage: Eukaryota; Metazoa; Mollusca; Gastropoda; Physidae.